This is a messenger RNA of Stegostoma tigrinum, 3210 nucleotides long. RefSeq names its product tumor necrosis factor ligand superfamily member 15-like. The record is from RefSeq and is a predicted model, not a curated record. Gene Ontology annotation, biological process: immune response. Gene Ontology annotation, molecular function: tumor necrosis factor receptor binding. The transcript has 4 exons. Bases 803 to 1603 code for a protein of 266 amino acids. Lineage: Eukaryota; Metazoa; Chordata; Chondrichthyes; Orectolobiformes; Stegostomatidae. Gene Ontology annotation, cellular component: membrane.
AAUUGCGUAAAAUCAUCUGUUGAUUCACUGUCCGGUGAGUGGAGUCGCCUACAAUGUCGAACGUCUAUUGAAAUCUCUCCCUGGCUAUUGCUCUGGGCAGAACAUUCCACUCCCUCUACACAAGGCCCUCAUGCUUGCGUAAUUCUGAAAAUCGGAAACCUUCAAUUCGCUAAAUGUACUGCCAUGUGCGUGCCUAUUAAAUGCUAAACUGAGCUCGGGCUUCUCCGGAAUAAAACAAAAGCAGAACUGGAAAACGAUAGAGACUGACGCGGAGACCAAAACAUUUUUUAAAACGGGCUUUUCAAUUACAACGGGAAAAUAAAUAAUUAUGUAAAGGUAUGAGGAACCCGAAAGUUAAUUCCCCCUCGCUCGCUACUCUUUCUAGUACAGUGUAAGAAGACCCAUGUGGGUGUUUGAAAAAUUAUUUGAUGUGAAGACAAUACUUUCACUCUUGGUGCCUGUUAUCUCCGAAUGGCCUCUGCUGUACUGUCAGUCUGGGGACGUUUGUAAACUACAUUGUUGUUGUUUAUUGAUCACAGUUCCUGCUGCAGGGACUUUCCAGGUUUUCACUUCGGGAGCGGAGGGGGAAGAGGUGACCAUUUAAAAUGCAACAUUUAAAAACACACAUACACAGUUUGCUGCGAGUUUCGUAUCGUAGGCGGCAUUCCCUGUACGGAUUCCCCACGUCACAGUUCCUUUGGAAAGCUCCAGUUUAUAUGUCGGGGAAGCUAAAGGCACACAUCAAAUCGCCACCUCUCCGAGCAAAGCUAGAACCGCCGGUGAGACAAGGCUCACGGAUACGAUGGAUGCAAGGGGCGAAGACGCCGUAGCUAUGAUGGGGCCAGCGGCCGGGGUGAAGCUACAGGAUACUCGCUGGCGGCGCACUCGCCUGGCGCUCGCAUGUUGUGUGAGCUGCUGCUUCCUGCUCGCAUCGCUCAGUGCUUACUUACUGGUCAAACAGCUGCCUCCCCAGAAGGUGAGAGAGAGAGAGACACUUUCCUCCUCACUCCGACUUUCUAACGAUUUCUCUCCACAGAUGCUGCCGAGCUUUUCCAGGAAUUUCUGUUUUUUGUUUCUAACGAGCUGCAUCAACAAACUGACGGUGGCGCCUGGACCACAGAAAUCCGAAGUGAUUGGACAACCGUUGGACAUCGUUGAGAAGCCCAGGGCACACCUGACAGCCAAACUUACUUCGGUUGAUGGAAUCGAUGGGCAAUACUCCGCUCUCCAGUGGGAAGAUAAAAAUGGACUUGCUUUCACAGAAGGCCAGCUAAAUUAUCAGAACCCAGCACUCAUCAUUCCGAGGCAAGGAACUUAUUUUGUCUACUCCCAGGUGUCAUUUAGAAGCAGCAGCAAGGUUAAAAACAUUACUCAUAUCAGUCACAUCAUUACCAAGUUAACCUCAAGUUACCCUGAACCCACACAUUUACUGAGUUCCACCAGAUCUCUCCAUGGAAAUCAAAAUCGUUGGCAAGUGACCAUUUAUUUAGGAGCUAUUUUCCAGCUACAAAGAGGAGACAGGUUAGUAGUAAAUGUCAGCAAUGUGAAUCAGGUGGAUUUUACCAAUGAUCAUAAAACUUACUUUGGCGCAUUUUUACUAUGAUCAAUAAAUUAAAUGGACAGUGGCAUACUCAUUGAUUAGGGAGGAUAGUUAUACCAAGAGUUGUAGGGCUACAUAUUAAUUUUUUCUUAAAGUUCUAUCUGUCUGAUUGAACUAAUAUUUCUGGGUUCAAAUUUGUACAGCAGGAAUCUUUAGUUUAUAAAUAGUGUUACAUAAGCAUGAAGUCACCUUGUGAACUGUGAAGGGUAGAGGCUUCAUCAUUCAUGCCAGGGGUGGUUUGACUGUUGAAAACUGAGAGACCAAGGAAUCCAACAAAGGAAUGCUGGAGGACCUGCACCAAAAAUAUGCAGUUUGAUUAAUUUAACAUCCGGAGAAUGAAAACCAGGACAAUGCAGCAAAGUUAACAAAAGUACUGAGAAGAGUGACGCAAUCUAUCAAGUUGCCAAAAACUCUUUAGCUCAGUCAGAAUACUACAGAAGUCAAUGUGGCCCUUGUGGGAAGUUGACUCCCUCCUUUUAAAUCACAUCACUGUUAGCAACUGGAAAGAACCCCAUAUGUUUAUGUUAAUAAAAGUGCCCAGACAUCAUAUUCAGUAAAAAAAAAGACACUAAAAUUACAACAUUAGAGCUAGACAUUCAGUCAACAGAGAAAACAACAGUUACAAUUCUGCUAUAUUAAUGUGUGCUUUUCUUCUUACAAGAAAACAUUUUUACACCAAUUCAUAUUUUCAAUUUAAGUUCUCAAAUUUAUGACAUGAAUUUUGUUGCUAUGCAAUACAAAAUUUUCAUAUGUAUUAUUUAUAUACUGUCAAAUGUUGGUACAACAUUAUAGUGAUAAAAAGCACUUAAAGAAUGCAAAGCUUACAGCUGAUUACAUCAUAUUAAGUAAGAAAUGUCUCUGAUUUUAUUAGUUUUAUACCUUUGAGUUAAGGGAAAGACAAGGCUGAUUGAAUGUUCAACGGUCACUUAAUUUGCUGCAAAAGUUAUACAUCAUCUAUUCCUCGUUAUGAUGUACAUUUAAGCUACAGAUUGUAUAUUAUGUUUUAUAUUAAAACCUUCAUUAUUUACUGACAUAUUUUACAUAUUGUAUGAUCAUGUCAAAUACUUAUCUGUAUUGUAGAAAUUCUUUGGAUUGACUACCUUUUAUUGUAUUGAAUCUCUAUCAAGAUUCCUGAUUUUUUAACUAGUUUGUAGGAUGUAUAUUCAUUCAAAUAGCACUAAUUUCGAAUAUAUAUUCUACUCAUAGUUCAAGGAAUUUACCCAGCCAUUAGUCAUGCUACACAAACCAGGGAGAUCCUAGAUUUGACAAUCUAAUUCAGUUUCAACAGCUGUAAUGGCCCAGGUCAAGGGGGAGGGGGAGGGUGCUUGGGGAGGAAUGACUCCAAGCUCUUCAGAUGCUUUCAAGUGCCCUCAAUCAGGAAUGCAAACACUGUGAACAUUGGAUAAGAUUAAGAUCAUGCAAAUUGCACAGCUCCCACAGUUAAAUAACCUGUCAACACACUGAUGUGAACAAUAGUAGCUGGGAAUGGAGGUUGACUCCAAUAGUGUGUGGUCUAAUAAGGAGUGAUUCCUGUAACAGGAAGUGAGAUAAUGUGAGAGAAAAAAGUUUUUACCUUUCAUUUAAUGCCAUAUUUUAUUUCUGAUUGUUAA